UAAACACUGGUGUAGCUGUUUAGCAUCUGCACUCUGGAAGGCUGAAGCUACUGGCUGUUACAGAAAAGAGUGAAGAUCUUCUACAAGAGCAGUACCAUGAAGCUGUUGACUGUGUCUGCACUUCUUUGUGCGAUGAUGGCUAUGCACACUGUUGCUGCAUGGAGUCACGUGGGUUGUCCUUAUGGUUGGACUCGGUUCUAUCGCCGCUGCUUUCGCUAUAUUCCAAGGCGCAUGAAUUGGGCUGCAGCUGAGAGAAACUGCCUGUCGAUGGGAGCAAACCUUGCAUCUGUGCACAGCAGCAGAGAGUACCAUCUGAUUCAGAGGCUGACUGCCUAUCAUGGCUACAGAGUAACUUGGAUUGGAGGACAUGAUGCACCCAGGGAGGGUAUUUGGUUUUGGAGUGAUGGGAGCCGUUUCAACUACAGACACUGGUGCAGAGGAGAGCCUAAUAAUCAUCACAAUCAGGAUUGUCUGCAGAUAAAUUAUAGCGGUUCCAAGUGUUGGGAUGAUCAGCACUGUCACGUUCAUCUGCCAUCUAUCUGUGUCAGGAAAAUAUAUAGAUGCCGGGGCUGACACUGAAGUAUUAAAUUCCCAUUACAACACAAACACCCUGAUAUAUGAUAGUGUUUGUAUUCUGCUUGCUGUAAUUUCUUUAUUUCAUUUUCCAUCAUUACAUUUUUCCUCUCCCUGUAGCACCGAACCUGAAGAACUAAGUAACAAGUCAACUGUCUCAUGUCUUUAACAAGAGCAGACUGAUUGUGUUACCAAAGGAUUGAUUUUAGCACUUUUGUCUGCAGAGUAAACAUUUUUUUUUCUUUUAUGCAGCAUUAAAGCUUUCAGCCAAGCAUA
Molecule: messenger RNA, 849 nt
Organism: Oreochromis niloticus (Nile tilapia)
Lineage: Eukaryota; Metazoa; Chordata; Actinopteri; Cichliformes; Cichlidae
Product: ladderlectin
Exons: 6
Coding region: 97-573 (158 amino acids)
Source: RefSeq, a predicted model, not a curated record